CAAAUGCAAUCCAGCCAUGGACAAUAGUGGCCACCACACGGCGACCAAAAUCCUAGCGACUCCUCCGGCCAGAGAAAGCCUGUCUGCCAGGAGCAACAUGAUCAGCACGCCCAAGCCCCUCGCCUUCUCCAUUGAGCGCAUCAUGGCGAGGACGCCAGAGCCCCGCUCCGUCCCCGUCCCGCAGCUACUCCACGGCUCCGUGGCCAAAGGCGACCCCAAGCACCCGCUGCACCUCAACUCCUCCAUCCCCUGCAUGAUCCCCUUUGUCCCGGUGGCGUACGACCCCCUGCCCAAAGCGGCGGUGGCCGGAGCGGAACCCAGGAAGGCUCAUUUAGACCCUUCCUCGCCCUCCUUUAGCUGCGGCGAUCUCUUGAACUGUGCCCUGAGCUUGAAAGGAGAUUUCCCCCGCGACGCCCUGCCCUUGCAGCAGUACAAACUGGUAAGACCCCGAGUGGUCAAUCACUCCUCCUUCCACGCCAUGGGAGCCCUGUGCUAUUUCAACCGAGGCGACAGCCCUUGUCACCCGUCCUCCAGUGUCAACAUCCACCCGGUGGCUUCUUAUUUCCUCAGCUCUCCCCUGCACCCGCAGCCCAAGGCUUACCUGGCGGAGCGGAACAAGCUGGUGCUGCCGGCCGUGGACAAGUACCCGGCGGGGGUAGCCUUCAAGGACUUAUCGCAGGCUCAGCUGCAGCAUUACAUGAAAGAAAGUGCUCAGAUCCUCUCGGAAAAAAUCGCCUACAAGACCUCGGAGUUCAGCCGCGGCUCCCCGAGCAGCAAGCCCAAAGUUUUCACGUGUGAAGUCUGUGGAAAGGUAUUUAAUGCACAUUAUAACUUAACUCGCCAUAUGCCGGUGCACACGGGAGCCAGACCCUUUGUUUGCAAAGUUUGCGGGAAGGGCUUCAGACAGGCGAGCACGCUGUGCCGGCACAAGAUCAUCCACACCCAGGAAAAGCCACACAAGUGCAACCAGUGCGGCAAAGCCUUUAACAGGAGCUCGACCCUGAACACACACACGCGAAUACACGCUGGCUACAAACCUUUUGUCUGCGAAUUUUGUGGCAAAGGAUUUCACCAGAAAGGCAAUUACAAAAACCACAAGCUGACUCACAGCGGGGAGAAGCAGUUCAAGUGCAAUAUCUGCAAUAAGGCUUUCCACCAGGUCUACAACCUGACCUUCCACAUGCACACCCACAACGACAAGAAGCCCUUCACCUGCCCCACCUGCGGCAAAGGCUUCUGCAGGAACUUUGACCUCAAGAAGCAUGUGCGCAAGCUGCACGACAGCGCCCUGGGACUGCCCCGGCCCCCGGCCGAGCUGGGGGGGCCCGAGCAGCCGCCCCCGCGGGCCACUGCUGCAGGGCCCGCCGCUCCAGCCGUGAGGGGCGCAGAGCCGAGCCCCACCGCCUCUUUGCAUGCACCUGUUAAGCGGUUUUGUGUAUUAUGCUCUAUAUCGCCACUAACGUUUAUGGGACUGAUUGUUUCCUCUUUUUAAUUUUUUUUUUUUGUUGGUUGUU
Molecule: messenger RNA, 1514 nt
Organism: Cuculus canorus (common cuckoo)
Lineage: Eukaryota; Metazoa; Chordata; Aves; Cuculiformes; Cuculidae
Gene: FEZF1
Product: FEZ family zinc finger 1
Cellular component (GO): nucleus
Source: RefSeq, a predicted model, not a curated record